AUGCUCCUUAACCAUUCAGGACAAACUACGCAGGCGACACUUACCUCAGUCCACGUGAAUAUAUCGAGUGCCGUCAAGACAGCCGCACAUUCCAACGUGAGUAAUCCGAUGCCCGAAGAGUUCAUCGGGUCGUUCGAAGACGCAAUUGCAGCAUCUGUAGCUCGCUGGGAUGAAAUAAAUAUGACUGAAGAUGAAAUCCGUCAACGUGCCUCAAGUCUGCCCGUCAACAGCUCCCUUCAACAGACUAUUCUUAAUCUCAUAAGAGAACUAUCUCCGGGAGACAGAUCAGUCUCAGUGGCCAGAUCGCUCUCUGUGACACAAUUCUCGAGCUAUAGUCAGGCCAGGAGGAGUCUUGUUGACGGACCGCAGUUGACUGAGAAAGAAGUGAUCGCACUAUCUAGGGAGCGGAGAGUUGCUCGGGAUGCUAACACUGUUCGGGCAGUACGUAGUCUACUUCACAGCACGCACCGUCUGCAGGUCAUCGCCGCGGUGCAACAUCUGCAGCAAAUUCGGGACAAAAUGCACAGUGAUCGGUCACGGGAAUUACUGCAGAUUGAGCAUGCCCGUCUCAUUGCGCGACCACAUGUCAUCAGUCGCGAGUUCGGACUCUACCAGUCCUAUGCGUGCUACUUGUGUCGGAACUUUUUUCCCUCCAUCGAGUUCCUUCAGGCACACCUGCUGAGUCUGAAACACUACAGGCUCUGCCUGUCGAAGGAGCGAAGACAGGUAGUCGCGUGGGCUCAGGAUAAUACUAGACUGAUGACCACUGGCAAAGCAGAGCAGCAGGAACAGGAGGGAACGGGGGCCGCAGAUGCAACUGGGACGGAGACUCCUGGUAUCCUUUCAGAGCCUUCCAAAAAGGAACAAGAGGCAACGGCCGAAGGACUAGUAAAGAGGACUGAGAAUCAGAUUACCGGCAAUAAUAACUCGUUUGUCCAACUGUUUGACAAAACGAAAAACGUAGAUGAGGCUGCCGAAAACCCAAACAACGCCCUAACAGUCUUCGCGGAAGCCAGUAACGUUGAUGACGAUGGGCGGGACAUAACCAAUGCCAUGAAGAACGUGGCUUUCGCAAAAAUGGUUGAUGCGGCGCAGAGAACUAAAUCACUUAGAUCGGAAAAUCCGAUCGUGCUCAGCUUUGGGACAUGCCUAUUUUGUGGAGCUAAGACUGAUCUAAGUCCUUCGGUAGAGGUGCACAGGUGCACACGAGAGGUAAGCCCUUCUCUUUCCCUGGUCAUGUCGUCAUGGAAGCCUUAUAAGUGUGUAGUCGGUAGUCGCUCUCAAGAAAUCUUAACUGAACUUCUGAAAUGCUUUUCGAUUAUGAAGGAAUGCCUAAGUGGGAUUGUAAUAAUGAUUACCGUGCAGCAUAAUCCCAUACUAUUUUGACAGUAUGGGAUUCGGGCUUUUAAAUUACUUAUUUUUGAUCGCUUGGAAUAGCUACACUUAGCAAAAAUCGAUACAUAAGUAGUAUGAUUUUUAUUUGAUUUUCACUGCCUCUAAAAAUCAAGUAUAUUUAUGCAAAACGCGCACAAAAAUAUGAUUUUUGCACUCAUUUGGUAGCAAGUCAAUUUGUCUUCAAUUUUUAUACACAAGAGGGGUGUAUUUAGAUUUCGAAAAAAAAUUUAAUUUCUAAAUAUUUUCGAGUCCGAUUUGUCGUUGCACAUUCGUUUAGGGCUUUACAUCUACAAGUCCUAUACGUUCCGUGCAAUGAAAAUCAUACUUUCUUCUAAGACAAUCAGAGGAUAUCAUAUAGAGCUCAUAAAAUUUUGCAGAGAAUGUGAACUCUGUUGUCUACCUCUUGAAGAGCAUUAAUGGACAGAUACGAUUCUGUUUCACGAGUGGAAGCGAAUAUGUGAGUCCCAUGCUCUCGUUGCAAUGGAGCUGAACGCUCGAGAUUGCAAUCUCGCAGUUUCUGAUGAUGACAUUCUGUACGAGACCGAAAGCUCAGGCUGUCCCUCUGACCGUGUAGUAGUCAUUUUUUGGCUGAGUGCGGCUUUUGUUUGCGAGUGAAAAGAAGUGCACUCAACAGCCGGCAUCCUAGUGUGCUUGAAAUAAAUUUGGACCAUUCUGCACGACAAUUAUUAUUAAAACCCCACUUAAGCAGUCCCUCCUGAUAGAGAAAGCAUUUAAGGACUUCAGUUAACAUCUAAUUGGACUGGUCACUGACUGUAGAAGACGGUACUGAAUUAGGAUAGACAGAAAGGUAAUUAGACGACAUAAUAAAAUGGAACAUAUGGUACUCAUACCAUUUUAAUCAGGACAUAAAGGAAUUUUCGACAACGCUUCAAAGGAGGACUAUGAAAUAUUCUGACUUACUUUUCUAGAUAGUUGACUUCGGCUAAUAGGACUUUGUACUCUCGAAAAAUUCGGUUAUGUCAAAUACCUGAUUUCACGUAGUAACAAAGGCAAGCCAGAACAGCUGAAGAGCUAUCACACCUCUUAUGUAGUUUCCGUCUACAUCGAAGCCUGAAAAAACGGCAGCAUUGGAACAUCAUUCUUUCGUCUCCAUCAAAUUACUCGUUCGCCUGUAAUAUAUUUAAACCUACUCAGAAAACGCGUCUUGAUCUGUGACAGGUUGGCGGGUUAAAGGGGUGAGGGAUUGAAAAAAUGACGCAUACGUCCUCUUAGGCUUUUUUAUAAGCCAAAGCACAUGCUAGUUAUUAUUCACCGAUCGCUAGUUUUCCCCGCGAAAUCCCGCUUCUCCGGCAAGAAAUAAUUUUCUUUAUUAGGUCGUCUCUCAUGAUGUUUUACCUCGGGUGUAAGACAGUACUUAGAUGGUAAAUCGCUGAUCAUCAGUUAGAAGAAAAGUGCAAACAUAGACAUCCUCCAGCUGAUAAUUUCCCUUCUACUGACUGGAGGCUUAACCGCAAAAGUUGGCAAGACGCAGGAAUAGAAACCCCCUACUAUUAGGCCUUGCGCCAAUUUCCGGGGAGAUAAGGGUUGGUGUUAAGGUUUGGGCAAGGGUUAGUGUUAUUGCUAGGGUCUGGACACGGGAACACUUAUCCUUCCUGGGAUUUUGCUCAGGGUCGUCUCUGUUGCCCGGGCAGGGGGGUUCUUAUCCCCGUGUCUUAGCCGAAAAUUAGAAAAUACAGUACAACAAAUAAACUUUCUAUGACCCAGCCAGUCUGCUUUCGUUCCACUAAAAGACUCGUCGCCUGGACGCUUAAAGCCCACACAAUCUUUCUAGCGUUUUCAGUCUCGACUGGCUCGAAGAAGGAGCGUUAAAAGCAAUAAAUGUACCUUUUGCUAAGAGGCACCAUGAGGAUCAUUACUGGAUACGGAUGGAGAUACCAAAUAUUUGGUGUCUGUAAAUCUGUUGAUAGAGUAGCCGUACAAACGCGUUCCACUUGUUUCGCAUGUACUGUACGCCGAAGAUGUUAAGUGACCGAAGUAUCAACUGGGCCGCGAGUAUGGGGCAAAUGCAUGGGUGGAAUGGGAAGGAGCAUCCCUCGAUGAAAAGAUGACUCAGUUAAAGUUAUAUUCGCUAGUCAAGGACUUCAUUUGACGUACAAGUAUCACUUGCAGUCACGUGAAAGCAGCUUUUUUAUUGAUCUAAUCACGGGAAAGGUCACGCCCAUUUCACUUUACCUUGCACCCCACUAACGAAUCCAUCAUAAUCUCCCACCACGUAACUGCCUGCCCCCUGUGUUUCGUCUCCACGCACGCGUACCUGCCACCUCGGGGCGCUCCUGCUCCAAAACCGCUCCGUCCUAUAGCAGGUGAAGUGACCUGCGGUCGCCGGACAGACUUCAUCGCGGACGCACGGGACGUCCAGUAAAUUAAAAGUCAGCCAACGAUUGGGUAAUACAAACAGUCGAGGGUUUCGAAUAGAAUACAUCCUUCCUUCUGCUGUUCUCCAGUGUCUACCAAUUAGGACUUGUACCCGGUUGUGGUAGUCCACGCACAUCCAUUAAUGUGGCUACCACAUGCCGAUGGUCGAAUGUGUGAUCGAAACACCUUGUUCUCCCAGUCUUUCCUGUGCAGAUAAAGGUUUCUAUGGAAAGAAAAAUUGUCCUUCAGACGUCUUGCCGCUAAAAGAGGCAAAUGCCAUCAAAUCAAUUCGCAAUUUAAGCCCCUCACGAAAUGUAACAGAGCGGUCCUUCAGUCUUACCAAAAUUAGGGAGCAUCAGUACCUCCCUGACAUGUUCUUCUUUCUAGAACUACCGGCACCAUCACUUGUGAUUGCCAUUCAGGAGAAAAAUUCGUCCGCCUUAAUCAAUCAAACCGAAGAGUUUAACGCUCUCUGUGCCUUAUUACAUCCUGGAGUCCUGACAAAAGUGUAACUUUUUACAGGCAUAUUAGUUUGGUUGUAGAUCCACUGGGAUGCGCCACGUCUGACAAUUUCUGUCUUCGUGCGCCAAAACGAUAUCUCACUGUCACACGUUGAUGAGAAUGAGGCGAAUGCUCUUCAACUACUGCUGCACCUGCCACCAGGCCACACCAUCAGACAGCGAGCACUGAUUCGACCAAUGGGUUAGAAAGACUGCCACAGUAGAUGUACUGCAUGCGGCUAACUCGUACACUGGUCCAACAGCUUCAUUGGUUGCUUUACAACUGACAUUUACUUCUUCCCGUUUGCAGGAAAGAUAUGGCCGACCACCUUUUCUCCCGUGUCCCUCCUCGCGUCAGAGUUAUUUGCUUUCACGGCUUCACGAUCCCCGACAUGCCGGCCAGUCAGAGCCCUUGAAAAAAGGCCACUCAAGGGCCAACUUGAUUAGAACACUGGGCAGCCGUCCCUCAUGGCAGUUCGACCGCUGUGAAUGACGACGUUCUCCAUGUGCCCCACAGAGUGGCGACUUACGCUGGAAUUAGUAGUGGGGCAGCGUCUACCGCAUU
This is a messenger RNA of Spirometra erinaceieuropaei, 4836 nucleotides long. The record is from the annotation of a GenBank genome assembly. NCBI's taxonomy places the organism in Eukaryota, Metazoa, Platyhelminthes, Cestoda, Diphyllobothriidea, Diphyllobothriidae.